Messenger RNA from Trichosurus vulpecula (common brushtail), 537 nucleotides. RefSeq names its product transmembrane and coiled-coil domains 2 (gene TMCO2). Gene Ontology annotation, cellular component: nucleus. Bases 1 to 537 code for a protein of 178 amino acids. The transcript is spliced from 2 exons. The record is from RefSeq and is a predicted model, not a curated record. Lineage: Eukaryota; Metazoa; Chordata; Mammalia; Diprotodontia; Phalangeridae.
AUGGGUGAAACGUCAUCUCCCUUCACUCAGACUUCAAGAUUCUUCCCUUUCGCCCCACUUUGGAACUGGCUGCAAGACAAUCUCGCUUUGAAUUCAGAUUCCUGGCUUUCAGAAUACCUAACUCCAACCUGGCAAGCCAUCUUUUGGAUUAUCCUUGUUUUUACCCUGCUAGUAGGAACAUAUGCCUUUUGGAAACGAACUUUUCAGUCAAUUAAGAAAAUCAUCUUCUUUAUUAAUUUACUCCUUGUGCUUUACAAGAAGGGCACAGAUCUUUUUCAAGAUAUAUUGUCCAACAACAGUGGAGGAACAAACCAUUUUACCAUUAGUCCAGGUAACAAUAACAUGUUGGUCACCCUGAGCCUGCAGGAGAAAAUCCUCAGGAAGCUUCAGAUGGUAGAGUGUAAAGUGAAGGACCUGGAGGAUUUGAUCAUGACCUACAAAGGGGGCAAGAAGAAUUGCACAAUACCCUGUUGUAGCUGCUCAGACUGUCAGAGCCACCCGGCCACUUCUGGAUUUACCUCCGCAUCUGAAACAUGA